Cynara cardunculus var. scolymus (artichoke) is the source of this 1002-nucleotide messenger RNA. RefSeq names its product B-cell receptor-associated protein 31. Gene Ontology annotation, biological process: endoplasmic reticulum to Golgi vesicle-mediated transport; intracellular protein transport. Gene Ontology annotation, cellular component: endoplasmic reticulum membrane; endoplasmic reticulum. The coding region runs from base 117 to 791 and encodes 224 amino acids. The transcript has 2 exons. The record is from RefSeq and is a predicted model, not a curated record. NCBI's taxonomy places the organism in Eukaryota, Viridiplantae, Streptophyta, Magnoliopsida, Asterales, Asteraceae.
UCGCCUCUUCUUCUUCGUCUCAUCAUCGAGGGUGCUUACAGUGAUCCCAUACACCUCAAGCCUACGCUACUAUCCUGCAACUGCACAAUCACAUCCGCACAAAUCCAUCUACAACCAUGAUCCAAAUUCUCUUCACUCUCAUAUUCGCCGAGAUGGCAUUGAUCGUGAUCUUCGUGUUCAAAACCCCUCUAAGGAAGCUUGUGAUCAUGGGUUUGGAUCGGGUCAAACGUGGUCAAGCGCCUCUCGUUGUGAAGGCCGUCGGAUCAACUAUAUUUGUCGUGAUGAUGUCUAGUGUGUACAGUGUUAUCCGGAUCCAUAACCGCGGGAACAGAGACGACGGCGAUGGCGAACUUACUCCGACGGAUCAGAUUCUUGCCGCCAGACACCUUCUUGAAGCUUCUCUCAUGGGGUUCUCCUUGUUUCUUGCACUAAUGAUCGACCGACUACACCAUUACAUCAGAGAACUCCGUAUACGAAGAAAAAACAUGGAUGCUAUCAAGAAACAAAACCGGAUAAUCGAAAACGGCAAAAACGGAAGCCAAGAUGAAGUUAAAGCGUUAGAGGGCGAACUAACGACUCUAAAGGAAAAACUUAGCCGUCUCGAGUCAGAACUCGACGAAAAGACAAAAGAUGCAAGCAAUGCGGAAGCUAAUGCAAUUGCAUUAAAGAAACAAUCCGAAGGGUUCCUUCUUGAAUACGACCGUUUGCUUGAGGACAACCAAAAUCUACGAGCCCAAUUGCAAUCGCUGGAUCGAAGAUUGUCGCAUUCUGGUGGCAAAAAAGUUACGUAAGAUUCGAACUACUACUUUUGCCUAAUCUAAUACUCUGUUUUCUAUUCGGUUUUUCGAGUUAUUUUUUGGUUUUACAUGUGAUAAAAAUGGUAUGAUAUGUUGGUAGAAAGCUAGUUAGAUGUUUAAGAGGAAAAUUCCAUUUGGUUUGUACAAGAAUGAUUUUGAUAUUUUCAUACAGAAAUGGGAAGUUGCUUUGAUCUCUUCUUGGUGA